AUGCGAGAAAAAGUUGAGGAAGAUGCUGAUCAGAAAAGCCGAGCAAAUCCGAGUAUUGAGUUUGAAAAAGGCUGCAUUUUUUUGGAUAAAUGGCUGGUAGUUUAUUUCAUUCUGUUUUUUUUUCUCUCAUUGGGUAUUUGAGAUUAUUCGAAAGCUGGACAAGAAGAACAGUGAAGGCCUAUUGAAGUACAUGGUCGCAGAUAAAGAAAUGAAAGUUUUUGUCAGUUUUCAUCAGUUUUCAUUGAAUCGAUUUAUGAUUUGAGGGAACGUUGUGGAUUGAAAAAGAUUUCGCAGAGAGUGGUAACUUGGCAUUCAUAAUCGAUUUUCUACGCAAGGUCUCAUAUGAAUCGUAAUUUUACAUUACCAGUUAGAGUCACGGCAAAAUGUACAGUGAAGCUUAGCUGGAAUAAAAGAUUAGAGGAGAUGUUUAUUUUGCUUAUUUGGCAGCACGUUUUCAGCAAGACAUCCAAGGGAACGCUUCUUUUUUUCUCACAAUUAUCGACUCAGGACUUCUCAACGAAGAUGUAAUGUUCAUGGUCACUGUAGAAAGGUGCCUAAUCUGAAUAAAAAAAAAAAAUCAAAAGCGGGUUUCCAAGGCCUGGACCAACGUUGGAGCAAUGUCUGAGCUGCAGUCGAAACAUGAAGAAGAACGAUAUUCUGACGCCAAAAUGCCUGAGUAUUGUCGCAUUGGACAUACUUCAGGUUCGUCACUUUCAACUAACGAACAAGUCCGAAUUUUGUAGCUUUUUUAAUUUCAGAUUAUCGAAGUGAUAGCAUCGUCGGGUUAUUCUUUGCGAAAUAUUAGUCUUCAAAAAUGGCGAAUGGAUACCAGAACCCGAAAAUUUUACUUGUGGGAUCUGACAGAUGUUUGUGUCAUUUCCAUGUGUUUUUCUUGACGGUGGUAUGAAGAAAACACCAGGGAAAAUUUAAACGGCGACUUUUCCGAUUUUUUCAUAUCGCUAGGGAACUUUCCGACGGCCACAUUUCCGACGGGUCCCUUUCCGACUUUUUUCCCUUAUGUUUUUCGGUUUAUAAAACAUCUAUAAACAUUUUUUCUUAUUUCUUUGUGUUUUAAUCAUGAACCAACUACCUACUUUAUAUAGGAAGAUUUAAAACGAAGAUUUUAUCGAGAAAAAAAGUCGGAAAAAGAUUCGGCGGAAAGGUGGCCGUCGGAAAGUUCCCUGGCAAUAUGAAAAAUUCGGAAAAGUCGCCGUUUGAAAUUUGGCUGGUGUUUUUUCCAUACCACCUUCUUGACCACUCUUUCAGAUAGAAAAUAAUCUGUAUGGUUAUUUCCAGAUCGCUUAUCUUUACGAUAGGCGCUUCGUGAAUGGAAAAUUUCAAAACACAGAGCUUUUUUGGACCGGAACUAUCAACUUUGCGCCAAUCGCCUUCCACAACAAAGGGAUUGGUAAAUCCUCCGUAGAAGACUCGAAGAAAUUUCUUUUCGUAGAGCACAGAAUGAGCGAAUUGGACAUGAUCGAAUCUCUGUACUACUUCAUGUUCCAAUACGGUCUGGGGGAGCUCCCUUGGGAGUCAUGCAAAGAGGACGAAAAGGUUGUUUCAAUGAGGCUUCCAGAACUUCAUUCUCUCGUUUUGAGUUGCUCGCACAGAAAGAAAGCUGUAUCAGAUAUGGUCCCGUUCAGAAAUUAUCCUACAGCAAGAACGACGAGAUCACCGACGAGCAAAUGUUGGAAAUUGUGUUAGUUAUCAUUUUUUCAAGUUUUUUUUCCGUAGGGAGUUCUUUUUAUCUUUGUUUUCCCAUCUCUUUUUUGGCUUUUGUUUUUUUUUUCAAAACGUUUCUUUGGAAUGACGUUUCAGUCUUCAAAACAUCUGCGACUUCAUCAAGCAGAGUGCUCUUCUUUUGGAAAAGUUGAAGAACGUUCCUGCUCGAGACGGCUACUACUUACCUAAUGGUUAUCGCGCUGGCGCUCUCGUAACACCUGUAAAAAUCAUUUUUCGAUUCUCGGAAAAGGAGUCUGGUUCUAGGUGCCAUACGAAAGUAUGUACCAUAUUCUCCGUUCACUUGCACAAAGUGCUUAUCAAAAACAUUAUUCGAAUUUUCGCGAUAUCGUUUUCGACUGGGAGGUUCAAAUGGAAGAAACAGUGAGUAUUCGCGCCUUUUUCGAACCAGCUCACUAUUUCUUAGGACCAUAACAAAUCGAUUGUGAAGUAUUUGGAGAUCAAAAGAAAAUAUGCUUUGGCUGAAGCACAGAGAAAAAUUCUGAAUGCUCGCAAGGCCCACUACGCCGUCAUCAUCCAACAGCAAAGAGCCGAGGUUUUUCGUUUUCAUAAUUCUUCAAAAUCAAACUGCGAAAGUUCAUGAAAGGAAAAAAUAACCGCCAAGAAAGGACGGUAGUUAGUCUAUCAGAAAAUUCACCAGUUUACUCUUUCUCAAAAUAAAAAAACGUGUGAACGACUAAUGAUCAUUUUUUUCGUAGACUCGAUGAAAUUUUUAAUUUUUUUAAAUUAUAAUCUGAAUCGUUUUUUGUCGUACCUAGCCUCAAGCAGCUUUUUUUCAAAAUUUUUGCUAACGGAAAUAUUAUUGAAUUUUUUCAGCGAAAAAUUGCCGAGAUCGAAGUGAAGAGGUAUUUGGGAGAAACAGGUAAGUCCGAGUUCUAAUUAUUGAUGAUAUGGCCUUCUUUUCCAAGAACCAGUCGGCGAAAAGGAAAGAUCGAGUAAAACCCCGGUGAAAAAAGCAGAAAAGAGGCGUCGGGGACGCCCUAUUACUCGUGGUUUGUGUGCUGAAAUUUUUAUAAGAUAGUUUCUUGAAUUAAGUUUCGAAAAAAGAAGAGCGUAACAGCGACUCGUGUCCUGAGCAGCCAGCACUUGCUGCUAACAAAACUCGGAAGUUUGUUUUUAAUCCAUUAAGCACUGUAAAAAUGGAAAAGAAAACCUUUUUUGGCUUUUCUGGCGAUAUUAUCUAAAAAAUAUCACGCCGACAAGUUCAAAAAGGCGUCACAUGAAGAAGAAGAACCGUUUUAUUCAGGUUUUCUCUUGAUCUCGUGUGAAAUCACGGAAAUUUUUUAGUUUAUUCCCAUUUUCAAUAAUCAUUUCGGAAACAAACCAUCCAUUAAAGCUUUUUAAAGUGGAAAAUCGCUAUAAAAUCAAGAAAAACGCUGGGCUAGUGGGGAAAAGACGUAUUUCUGUGUUUUCUAUCAUAAUUACAGAAAAUAUGUUUCCAAACGCCCUCGUCGUAGCACCGCGUCUGCAAACAAGUAG
This is a messenger RNA of Caenorhabditis auriculariae, 3219 nucleotides long. The record is from the annotation of a GenBank genome assembly. Lineage: Eukaryota; Metazoa; Nematoda; Chromadorea; Rhabditida; Rhabditidae.